CAGUCUACAGCCUAGAGUCGUACGGAACACGUGGACUAGUGAUCAAUAGACACCCCUCGAUCAAAAGCGGGAUCAGUUCUCGCCCAGUUCUCGAACCGCGUGCCACACCACCUGGGAAAACGGAUUUCCAUUCCCGUCCAUCGAAGGAUAAACGCAGCAGCAUGAAGUUGAUGCGCACAGCGACUUCGCUGGCUUUGGUCCUGCUCCUGGCCACCAGCUACGUCCGGGCCGAGGACGAAAAGGCAGCCGCUCCCGCCGAGGAGAAGAAGGCUGAGCCGGAGGCCAAGGCUGCCGAGGCGGCGGCCAGCGAGGACACCACCAAGUCGAAGCGAGGACUGCACCACUACGAGGACUACCACCACCACCACCACCACGUGCCCCACUUCCCGGUGCACGAGGAGAAGACCCUGACGGUGAUCAAGAAGGUGCCCGUGCCCGUGCCCAUCGAGAAGAUCGUGCACGUGCCGGUGGAGAAGCACAUCCAUGUGCCCGUUAAGGUCAAGGUGCCCAAGCCCUACCCGGUGAUCAAGCACAUUCCCUACGAGGUUAAGGAGAUCGUGAAGGUGCCCUACGAGGUGCCAGCCCCCUAUCCCGUGGAGAAGCAGGUCCAUGUGCCCGUCCAUGUGCACUACGAUCGCCCUGUGCCCGUUAAGGUUCAUGUGCCCGCUCCUUACCCAGUCGAAAAGAAGGUCCAUGUGCCCGUGAAGGUCCAUGUGCCCGCUCCCUAUCCCGUCGAGAAGAUCGUCCACUACAAUGUCGAGAAGAAGGUGCAUGUUGACAAGCCCUAUCCCGUCGAGAAGGUGGUCCACUACCCCGUGAAGGUGCCCGUCGACAAGCCAGUGCCCCACUACAUCGACAAACCAGUGCCCCACUAUGUUGACAAGCCAGUGCCAGUGCCCGUGAUCAAGAAGGUUCCAGUGCCCGUCCAUGUGCCCUAUGAUCGCCCCGUGCCCGUCCAUGUGGAGAAGCCAGUGCCCUAUGAGGUCAAGGUCCAUGUGCCCGCCCCCUACCCGGUGAUCAAGGAAGUGCCCGUGAAGGUCGAGAAACACGUUCCGUACCCGGUCAAGAUCCCCGUUGAGAAGCCCGUCCAUGUCCACAUCGAGAAGCACGUGCCGGAGUACCACGAGAAGCAUGUCACCUACAAGGAGCCGGAGUUCCACCACAAGCACAUCGAGGAGGACCACCACCACGCUCCCAUCCAUCACCAUUCGCAUCCCAUUGUGGAGCAUGAGCACGAGGUGGAGCAUGAUUUUGCCUCUCAUGAUUAUCAUUCAUAUCACGGCUACUAAACUGGUGAAUCGCACUCUUCUCUCUUUCUCUCCUCUUCUUUCGCUUUUCUUUACAGCAUUGAGAAUGAACUGGUAUGGCAAGCUAAGACUCUUCCAUUUCCACAAUUUCCCAAAUCGAGUUGAAAAAAAAAAGAAAAUCCAGAAAAAGAUACCCAUAACCCGCUACCCAUCAUCCAAUCCAUAACAUACCACCUUUCCUACACAACGUGAUAACCGACAGAGAUUCAGAGAAACCAGACGAGUAGCCGACGAACUUAGCUUUUAGACCGAACUCUCUUCUAGCCGUAAGCCAUAACAUUAAACCGAAAAACGGAACUCAAAUGGAUACCUUGAAACGUUGACGAAACCCGUGAGCCCUGUGAAUGAUUGGAUUGUAAAGGAACUUAGGAUUAAGACUUCCAAGCGACACAUUUGGGCCGCACAGCCCACACAACAACUAGAACAUCAAGAACAUCAACAUCUACAAGAACAAGAACACCAACCCACUUCCCGCCCCUCCAAGACACUCGAUCGAACACAGACAGUUGCCAAGGUCCGGGACUCCAGGAUACCAGGCCUAUUGUACUGCUACGACGAUGUGGACUCUUGGAUGGACGGAAGCGACACCACCUGGGUGCAUCAUCGAUGUGGUUGCUGCUGCUGUUUUGUCCUCCAGCCGCGGCUCCUCCCUCUUCUGCUCUGGUCCACCCCGACUCGUGCACCCGUUCCAGUUCCCAAGUGAGAUGGAUCCAUUGCCAUCCCGUCCUGUACUGAGGAUCGGGAUCAGUCCAUCCAGUUGUGUGCAGCGUCCCAGCGUUGUGAGCGUGUGAUAAGACUACUGAUAGCGUUUAAGCUUGUGCGAUAUUCGAGAUAGGAGACGCCUAUUUAAGUCAGUUUGUAAACGAACGUAUUGUAUUAGUUUUUGUAAUAUUCUUCGCUACCUAGUUUGUAAUACGUCUUUGUAAUACUGCUUGUUCGUAUAAGCAAUCGAAACGGAUUUAUAAAAAGUACUUAAUUUACCAAAUAUUUUUUGACUCUGUAUAAAAACAAACAAACAAACAAAAAAUCUCAUACAACAUGAAGCUGAUUAAUGACACACAAUUAAAUAAAU
Messenger RNA from Drosophila subpulchrella, 2379 nucleotides. RefSeq names its product proline-rich protein 4-like. The record is from RefSeq and is a predicted model, not a curated record. Bases 162 to 1289 code for a protein of 375 amino acids. NCBI's taxonomy places the organism in Eukaryota, Metazoa, Arthropoda, Insecta, Diptera, Drosophilidae. The transcript has 3 exons.